AUGUCAACCACUAUUGAUGUCCCAGAAUCAAGCAAUGUUGCUAAGGGAAAAGUAGUUUUAGGUGAACCCCAAAGGCCAGGAGGAUGGAAAAAAGGGGUAGCCAUAAUGGAUUUCAUUCUAAGGUUAGGUGCCAUAGCUGCUGCUCUUGGUGCUGCUGCCACUAUGGGAACAAGUGAUCAAACUCUCCCUUUCUUCACUCAGUUCUUUCAAUUUGAAGCUAGCUAUGAUAGCUUUACUACUUUCCAGUUUUUUGUUAUUACAAUGGCACUUGUUGCUGGCUAUCUGGUCCUCUCCCUUCCUUUCUCUAUAGUUACUAUCAUACGCCCUCAUGCAGCUGGACCUAGGCUUUUCCUCAUCAUCUUAGACACAGUAUUUCUGACUCUGGCCACUGCUAGUGGUGCUUCUGCUGCUGCCAUUGUUUACUUGGCACACAACGGCAAUCAAGAUUCUAACUGGCUUGCCAUAUGCAAUCAAUUUGGAGAUUUUUGCGCACAAACCAGUGGAGCAGUGGUGUCAUCGUUCGUUGCUGUGGUUAUCUUUGUGUUGCUGAUUGUUAUGUCUGCUUUGGCCCUUAGAAGAAAUUAG
This is a messenger RNA of Abrus precatorius (Indian licorice), 585 nucleotides long. Its product is annotated as casparian strip membrane protein 3. The coding region runs from base 1 to 585 and encodes 194 amino acids. The record is from RefSeq and is a predicted model, not a curated record. Lineage: Eukaryota; Viridiplantae; Streptophyta; Magnoliopsida; Fabales; Fabaceae. The transcript has 3 exons.